AUGGUGGCAGCGUCCGUGGCCGAGCGGGCCUACGAGGUGGCGACGCGGUCUGCGCUGGUGGCACUGGAGCGCAACCUCAUCCCGGACGCGGUGACCCGGCGCCUGACGCGGCUCCUGCUCGCGCAGCGCCUCCGCCAGGGCUACCUCCCCUCCGCGCCACUCCAGCUGCAGCAGCUCCUCCAGUUUGUCGGCUCUCUUGAAGAGAUGCCCAUUGCCAUUGAAACAGACAAAGCUAAAGCCCAACAUUAUGAGUUGCCAACUGCAUUUUUCAAGUUAGUGCUUGGAAGGAAUCUCAAAUACAGUUCCUGCUACUUCCCUGAUGAUUCAAGCACCCUAGAAGAUGCUGAGGUUGCAAUGAUGGAUCUGUACUGUGAGAGGUCAAAACUACAAGAUGGCCAGAGCAUCCUAGAUGUUGGAUGUGGAUGGGGAUCCCUUUCACUGUACAUUGCAAAGAAAUAUAGGAACUGCAGUGUAACAGGGAUAUGCAACUCUACUACACAAAAGGCUUUUAUAGAAGAGCAAUGUAGGGAAAAUGAGUUGUCAAAUGUUGAGAUAAUUGUAGCAGACAUCAGCAAGUUUGAGAUGGAGCGCUCUUUUGACAGGAUCAUAUCUAUAGAGAUGUUUGAGCACAUGAAAAACUACAAGUCACUUCUUAAGAAGAUAUCCAGGUGGAUGAAAGAGGACGGCCUACUAUUUGUUCACUUCUUCUGCCACAAAACAUUUCCAUAUCAUUUUGAGGAUAAAAAUGAUGAUGAUUGGAUCACGAGGUAUUUCUUCAGUGGAGGAACAAUGCCAUCUGCAAACCUACUUCUCUACUUUCAGGAAGAUGUAUCUGUGGUCAAUCAUUGGCUUGUCAAUGGCACGCAUUAUGCGAGAACUAGCGAGGAGUGGCUAAAACGUAUGGACAAGAGUAUCACUUCAAUAAGACCGAUCUUCGAGAAAACUUAUGGGAAGGAAUCAACUACCAAAUGGAUAGCUUAUUGGCGGACGUUCUUCAUCUCGGUAGCUGAACUUUUUGGAUACAACAAUGGAGAUGAAUGGAUGGUUGCACAUUACUUGUUCCAAAAGAAGUAG
This is a messenger RNA of Miscanthus lutarioriparius, 1074 nucleotides long. The record is from the annotation of a GenBank genome assembly. Lineage: Eukaryota; Viridiplantae; Streptophyta; Magnoliopsida; Poales; Poaceae.